Molecule: messenger RNA, 1370 nt
Organism: Prunus dulcis (almond)
Lineage: Eukaryota; Viridiplantae; Streptophyta; Magnoliopsida; Rosales; Rosaceae
Product: 2-methylene-furan-3-one reductase-like
Exons: 4
Coding region: 49-1230 (393 amino acids)
Molecular function (GO): oxidoreductase activity, acting on the CH-CH group of donors, NAD or NADP as acceptor; zinc ion binding
Source: RefSeq, a predicted model, not a curated record
AGCAGAGAAAGAGAUAAGCUGUUUAAGGUUCGGUUGGGAUUGGGAACAAUGCUAGCAACCACUUCCACUCUCAGCUCCACUGCUUCUCAACUCACACCCUUAAGCUCUCUAUCCCCAAACCCAUUUUCUGUCAAAUUUUCCUUCACUUUCCGAGAAAAUAAGAACAGAAUCGCAGUACCCACAAGCUUGAAAUCCCAAAGAUGCCAGCUUUCUGCUCUUCCUGCUCUGAGAGUGUCUGCUAGUUCCCAAUCUGCCCCUACUUCCGUUGAGGCGUCAAAGGUCUCGGCUUUGCCGUCGGAGAUGAAGGCGUGGGUAUAUGGGGAAUAUGGGGGUGUUGAUGUUUUGAAAUUUGAUACCAAAGUUGCGGUGCCUGAGUUGCUGGAGGACCAAGUUUUGGUAAAGGUUGUGGCUGCGGCUCUUAACCCAGUUGAUUUCAAGAGAAGGCAGGGCAAGUUCCAGAACACUGACUCUCCUCUUCCGACUGUUCCGGGAUAUGAUGUUGCCGGUGUGGUGGUAAAAGCUGGCAGUAAAGUAAAGGACUUUAAAGAGGGGGAUGAAGUGUACGGAGACAUAAAUGAGAAAGCUUUGGAGGGGCCUAAACAAUCUGGCUCUCUUGCUGAGUACACUGCAGUUGAAGAGAGGUUAUUGGCGUUGAAGCCUAAGAAUCUGGAUUUUGUUCAGGCUGCUGCGCUUCCUCUUGCAAUCGAGACUGCUUACGAGGGUCUCGAAAGGACUGGGUUUUCUGCUGGUAAAUCUUUGCUUGUUUUGAAUGGUGCUGGUGGAGUUGGAAGCCUGGUGAUUCAGCUAGCAAAACAUGUAUUUGGAGCUUCAAGAGUGGCGGCCACUUCGAGCACCGGAAAAUUGGAGUUGUUGAAGAGCUUGGGUGCUGAUCUAGCCAUUGACUACACGAAGGAGAAUUUCGAAGAAUUGCCAGAGAAAUUUGAUGUUGUAUAUGAUGCAAUUGGUCAAUGUGAUAAAGCAGUGAAGGUGGUGAAGGAAGGGGGCAGUGUAGUGGCCCUAACAGGCGCAGUAACACCUCCAGGCUUCAGAUUUGUAGUGACUUCUAAUGGAGCUGUUUUGAAGAAACUAAAUCCAUAUUUAGAGAGUGGGAAGGUGAAGGCAGUGAUAGAUCCCAAAGGGCCCUUCCCUUUCUCUAAGCUUGUUGAGGCCUUCUCUUACCUUGAAACCAAUCGGGCCACUGGAAAGGUAGUUAUACAUCCAAUUCAAUGAGAAGGUGCUGUGUAUAUGAUGUUGCUGCCCUCUUUGUAAUAUGAAUGGUAGGCUACUUGAAUGUAUUGUGUUAACUCAAUUGUGACAUGUAUAAAUAUUGGCAAAUAAGUAGAUGCUCUUUCUUUUUGGGUGCUGUUAAA